Messenger RNA from Fusarium odoratissimum NRRL 54006, 1501 nucleotides. RefSeq lists its product as uncharacterized. NCBI's taxonomy places the organism in Eukaryota, Fungi, Ascomycota, Sordariomycetes, Hypocreales, Nectriaceae. The record is from RefSeq and is a predicted model, not a curated record. Gene Ontology annotation, molecular function: hydrolase activity. The transcript is spliced from 2 exons. The coding region runs from base 184 to 1332 and encodes 382 amino acids.
GAGAUAGACUUUCUCGCAUCCCGAGGCACGCUCGGUUACGAACGACCUAGCGGGGCACGAGACACUACUUAUUAUCCCAAUCUGCACAUCUUCUUGCUCUGGCGCAGAAUAGACUGUUCUCUGUUGGCCCUCAGGUGUUCCACUCAAUUGAUCUUGUUGACGCACUGAACACGCUUCUCCACCAUGCCAGACGACAAAAUCACCCUGGAGGCAGCUCAUCGGCGCUUCAAAGAGCCUCUUCCCAAGCUAACCGCCAUCAAAUGUUCAGUCAUAGCCUAUGCACUACGAGCAUUUAUCGUCGUUGCGAAUUAUGGCCUUUCACUGAAAGAAAAGAUCGUCACACCUGCCAACGCGCCGACUCUUACCAAAACAUACGCCUGCCGACCAAAGUUGUCCCUACGAAUAUUCUUUCCCAAAACCUUUGACAAAACCACUGAAGAAAAGCUUCCUACGGUCUUUACCAUCCACGGCGGCGGUUUCGUCAUGGGCGAUCCUCGUGAUGACGACCACUUCAACUACACAUUCGCCAACAUGCACUCUGUUCUCGUCGUUGCGCUGAACUACUCCAAAUCACCGCAUGUACACUUCCCAACCCCAACUUACGACCUCGAAGCGCUUGUCUUGGCAGUUCUCGCCGACUCAUCGCUACCAAUUGACCAUGACCGCGUUGCAAUCAUGGGUUCCUCCGCUGGCGGAAACCUAGCGCUCUCUGUAUCCCUACUCCCGAGCAUGUGCGGCAGUGGCGAUGGCGUGCGCCGUAUCAAGACUGCUGUGCCUAUGUAUCCAGUGGUCGAUAUGUCUGUGAGGCGAGAGUACAAGAUACAGACUCGGCAGUGGAAACCCUCGUUUGGAGGGUUUCGAGCAAAGACGACGGAUAUGCUGUUUCCGCUUUCACCUGUUUUUGAAGCUGCGUACUCUGUACCUGGUCAAGAUCAUCACGAUCCAUUGUUGAAUCCUAUUUACGCCGAUAAAGAUCAACUCCCGCCUAAUUUGUUCUUCCUCGCGUGCGAGCUUGAUAUGCUGGCAGGAGAAUCAUGGAGAAUGAUCUGUGGACUGACGGGUCGUGAGAUUGGAGAUGAAACUGUGGGAAGAGAGACUAUUGGGCCUAAAGGGGAGUUGAUACUGGAUGAUGAGAGGUAUUCGUUUGAGACGAAGACGAAAGAAGGAAAUUAUAGAUGGCUGUUGAUUCCGGAUCAGAUUCAUGCGUAUGAUAAGUAUGAGAAUUUGGUGAAGCUUCAUGGGGAUAAAGAGUUGUCGAAGGAUGCUGAGUUGAAGUUGGUAGAGGCUCAGAAGGUGAUUGGGAAGUGGUUGUUUGAAGGGCCGUUUGCUUGAGGGAUAGAUCCAGAUAGACGCAUAAGGGAGACAUAAUUAUUGAAAGGAUUGUUCAGUCUCUGGUGAGUAACAUAGGUCAAAUUAGCUAUCUAUAGGGGCAUCACUCAAGACAUUCUUCUCCCAACCAACUUAUUCAUCCACUGAUAUACCGACGAACUGCUUAAGAGCC